CCCGCGAUUGACCUUUUGGGUUAAAGUACUUGGUCACAGUCUCUCUUGUUUCGAGUUUCGACAGUCUCUCCGAUCUGUUUGUAAACAAUCGCCGCAGAGAGUAAGAGAGAGAAAGCUCAUCUGCUUCUCUCUCCUCCUCAGUUUUGGAUUGUGAUCGGAAGAGUGAGGCCGUAUCGGAGCUGUUUGUUUCGUGUUGGCUCGGUGGCAAAAUAUAUAAUUUUUGGUUGAAUUAUUUUGAAGACAUAAAGAUGAAGAACUGUGAACGUAUUGGAAAUUUCGCUCUUGCAGGUUUGACAUUGGCUCCACUAGUUCUGAAAGUAGACCCAAAUUUAAAUGUCAUUUUGACUGCAUGCCUGACAGUAUAUGUCGGCUGUUACCGAUCUGUCAAGCCAACUCCACCUUCAGAAACCAUGUCUAAUGAACAUGCCAUGCGAUUCCCCUUUGUUGGAAGUGCGAUGCUGUUAUCACUGUUCUUACUCUUCAAGUUUCUGUCAAAAGACUUGGUUAAUGCUGUACUGACGUGUUAUUUCUUUGUCCUUGGAAUCGCUGCUCUUUCGGCAACAUUGUUACCAUCUAUAAAACGUUUUCUGCCUAUGCAUUGGAAUGAUAAUGCUAUUGUUUGGCGUUUUCCAUAUGUUCGUGCUUUGGAGAUUGAGUUCACAAGAUCUCAGAUAGUAGCUGCGAUUCCUGGAACAUUUUUCUGUGCUUGGUAUGCUUCCCAGAAGCACUGGUUGGCCAACAAUACAUUGGGCCUAGCUUUCUGUAUUCAGGGAAUUGAAAUGCUUUCUCUUGGGUCCUUUAAGACCGGUGUCAUUCUCUUGGCUGGACUUUUUGUGUACGAUAUAUUCUGGGUUUUCUUCACUCCAGUGAUGGUUAGUGUUGCAAAAUCAUUUGAUGCUCCCAUAAAGCUUCUUUUCCCCACGGCAGAUUCUGCUCGACCAUUUUCCAUGCUUGGACUUGGUGAUAUUGUAAUCCCUGGUAUUUUUGUGGCACUUGCUUUGCGCUUUGAUGUAUCUAGAGGAAAAGAGAGCCAGUACUUUAAGAGUGCUUUUCUGGGAUACUCAGUUGGCUUGGUCCUUACAAUCGUCGUCAUGAACUGGUUUCAAGCUGCACAGCCUGCGCUCUUGUAUAUUGUCCCAUGUGUUAUUGGAUUCUUGGCUGCUCAUUGCAUGAUGAAUGGUGAAGUAAAACAGUUGUUGGAGUUUGACGAAUCAAAAACUGCUGGAUCGUCGUCGGAAAAAGUUGGGGAUGCGAAAUCGUCGCCUGAAGAAGUUAGCAAGAAGGUGGAAUGACCCUCCACCUCCAGAUACAAAACCCAUAAUUUAGAUUCAGAGAUACCGUUUUCUUUUUUGAGUAUUCGAAACCUCCAAAAGCGGCUCAACCUUCUUUGCCAACUUGCAUACUUGUUGUAAAAGAUUUUGGAAUUUGGCAGAGUCUAGCCCCCUCCAGGGGGGGAUAUGAUAUGAUGCUAUUUAGUUUUAUUUUAUAAUUUUCAAAAACUGGAACCUUUAUUUA
This is a messenger RNA of Tripterygium wilfordii, 1515 nucleotides long. RefSeq names its product signal peptide peptidase-like. Gene Ontology annotation, biological process: membrane protein proteolysis. Gene Ontology annotation, cellular component: lumenal side of endoplasmic reticulum membrane; membrane; cytoplasmic side of endoplasmic reticulum membrane. The coding region runs from base 249 to 1292 and encodes 347 amino acids. The transcript has 12 exons. NCBI's taxonomy places the organism in Eukaryota, Viridiplantae, Streptophyta, Magnoliopsida, Celastrales, Celastraceae. Gene Ontology annotation, molecular function: aspartic endopeptidase activity, intramembrane cleaving. The record is from RefSeq and is a predicted model, not a curated record.